AUGAACUUCAGGUUCCAGAACCUUCUCGGAGCGCCGUACCGGGGCGGCAACACCGUGAUCGUCAACAACACGGAGUUAAUCUCACCGGUCGGUAACCGAGUCUCCGUCACCAACCUCCGUGACUCGACGACCAUAACCCUACCGAUCCAGUCCUCCUGCAACAUCAGCCGCAUCGCCGCCUCCCCCGACGGCGUCUUCCUCCUCACCGUCGACGACAACCACCGCUGCCUCUUCAUCAACCUCCGCCGCCGCGUCGUGCUCCACCGGAUUUCCUUCAAGACCGCCGUCGCCGCCGCCGCGUUCAGCCCCGACGGCGGUUUCAUCGCCGUGGCCACCGGUAAGGUUGUCCAGAUUUGGCGGUCGCCGGGGUUUAAGAAGGAGUUUUUUCCGUUUGAGUUGGUUAAGACUUUUGCUGACUGUGAUGAUAAGGUGACGGCGUUGGAGUGGAGCCCCGACUCCGCUUAUGUGCUGGCCGGGUCGAAAGACUUGACUGCUAGGAUUUUCUGUAUUAAGAAGUUUAAAUUGGGAGGGGUGAAGGUUAAGCCUUUUAUGUUUUUGGGGCAUAGGGAUACAGUAGUUGGUGUAUUUUUCGGAAUCGAUAAGAAUACUAGUAAGGUUUGUAGGGUUUAUACGGUUGCGCGUGACGGUUAUGUGUUUGUUUGGGGUUUAUGUGGAGAUGAUGGUGAAAAUGAGGAGGUAGUGUCUCCCGAUACGCCGGAGAAGGAUGGUGAAGGCAAUGUGGAAGGUGUUGUUGCGAAGAAAAGGAAGGGUUACGAGGGAAAUGAUGGGGAGUUGGAUAAAGAAGGGGGGUAUUUGGUGAACAGAAAAUGGGAGUUGUUGAAGAAAGAGAGUUUUGGGCAGGCCUCAAUGAAGGUGACGGCGUGUGACUGUCAUAGGGGGCUGGAUAUGUUGGUUGUGGGGUUCUCAAAGGGUGUGUUUGCGCUGUAUCAGAUGCCGGAUUUUGUGUGCAUUCACAGAUUGUCGAUAUCGAGAGAGAAGAUUACAACUGCGGUUUUUAAUGAGCUUGGGAAUUGGCUGACGUUUGGGUGUGCAAAACUUGGGCAGUUGCUUGUUUGGGAGUGGCGGUCAGAGAGUUAUAUAUUGAAGCAGCAGGGGCAUUACUUUGAUGUGAACUGUGUUGCCUAUUCGCCUGAUUCACAACUAUUAGCCACUGGGGCAGAUGAUAACAAAGUUAAGGUCUGGAACGUUUCUUCAGGAUUCUGUUUUGUAACAUUCUCUGAGCAUGAAAAUGCAAUCACUGCACUCCACUUUUUGGCUAACAAAAACACACUCUUAAGUGCCUCUUUGGAUGGGACUGUUCGUGCAUGGGAUUUUUUCCGUUAUCGAAAUUUUAAGACGUAUACCACCGCAGAACCAAGACAAUUUGUUUCUUUGACAGCAACUCAGAGUGGUGAAGUGAUUUGUGCUGGUACUCUUGAUACCUUUGAGAUUUUUGUUUGGGAUAUGAGGACAGGCAACGUGAAGGACAUUCUUAGCGGUCAUGAAGGUCCUGUUCAUGGUUUGGCUUUUUCUCCUACAGAUGCAAGUGUUUUAGCUUCAUCGUCGUGGGACAGAACAGUUCGGUUGUGGGAUGUUUUUGAAUCAAAAGGUGGUGUUGAAACAUUACCACACACACAUGAUAUUCUUACAGUGGUAUACCGCCCAGAUGGAAAGCAAUUGGCUUGUAGCACAUUAGAAGGUCAUAUCCAUUUCUGGGACCCAAUUGAUGGCUUAUUAAUGUAUACCAUUGAGGGUCGUAGGGACAUUUCUGGUGGUCGUCUUAUGACUGAUCGUAGAACAGCUGCCAACUCAAGUUCAGGAAAGUUCUUUACAACCUUGUGUUAUUCUGCUGAUGGGAGUUACAUAUUAGCUGGGGGAAGUAGUAAAUACAUCUGCAUGUAUGAUGUUGCUGAUCAGGUAUUACUGCGGAAGUUUCAGAUAACUCACAAUUUAUCUUUGGAUGGAGUUCUUGACUUCUUAAACUCAAAGAAUAUGACAGAUGCUGGCCCCCUGGAUCUAAUUGAUAAUGAUGACAGUGAUUUGGAAGAAGGUAUUGACAAACAAACCCGGGGAAAGUUGGGUUAUGAUUUACCAGGGUCCAUGCCUAAUCGUGGAAGGCCUGUUGUUAGAACUAAAUGCCUGAGAAUUGCACCAACUGGUAGGAGCUUCUCAGCAGCAACAACCGAGGGGGUUCUAGUUUAUUCUAUUGAUGAUUCCUUCAUCUUUGAUCCAACUGAUCUUGACAUGGAUGUCACGCCAGAGGGAGUUGAUGCAGCACUUAAUGAAGAACAAGUGACCAAAGCUUUAAUCCUUAGUCUAAGACUAAAUGAAGACUCUUUAAUUAAGAAAUGUAUUUUUGCUGUCAAUUCCAUAGACAUCCCUGUCGUUGCCUCAUCAAUCCCGACCAGAUAUUUGGAAAGAUUAAUUGAGGUAUUUGCACAUCUUUUAGAAAAAUGCCCACAUUUGGAGUUCGUACUUCAGUGGUGUCAGGAGAUCUGCAAAGCUCAUGGGAACUCCAUUCAACAAAGUUCCCAAAAACUGAAGCCUGCUUUAAUAUCCUUGCAGAAAGCCCUUACGAGAACACAUCAAGAUUUGGCAAGUACAUGUGAUUCCAACGAAUGUAUGCUCCGAUAUUUAUGUUCAAAACGCCCUAUCGAGAAUUCAUGAAAGAAAAUGAUUUUGAUGCCGCUAAAGCAAUUGAGGCGAAUCUUCUGAGUAGCAUUGCUGUUUGCAUCUUAUUUUUAGCUGCCAUGUGCUAUAUCAACACACUUUGGCUUGGAACCCUUGUGACACCAGGAAGUAUGGGAGGUAUUUUUGGUGUCGGUUCAUGUCAUGGGAGGUAUUCAUCCGUCUGAUUAUCGAAUUAGAUUUUCUUAAAAUAUGAAUUGACGCAUAGGCAUAGCAUCAGGCAUCGAUCUCCAGUUUUGUUGUACUAAAAGACACAGAAUUACAUGUUGACAUUUCCUGUUCUCCAGAUUGCUUGUCUAUGUGGAGUUGGGAAUGAUAUCAAAUAGUGAAAUGAUUUAUCUUAUUUGCUUUUGUCUCAUCUCGUUCCUUUAAUCUG
Messenger RNA from Fragaria vesca subsp. vesca, 3064 nucleotides. Its product is annotated as periodic tryptophan protein 2-like. Gene Ontology annotation, cellular component: small-subunit processome; Pwp2p-containing subcomplex of 90S preribosome. NCBI's taxonomy places the organism in Eukaryota, Viridiplantae, Streptophyta, Magnoliopsida, Rosales, Rosaceae. The transcript has 7 exons. Gene Ontology annotation, biological process: maturation of SSU-rRNA from tricistronic rRNA transcript (SSU-rRNA, 5.8S rRNA, LSU-rRNA); ribosomal small subunit assembly. The coding region runs from base 1 to 2667 and encodes 888 amino acids. Gene Ontology annotation, molecular function: protein binding. The record is from RefSeq and is a predicted model, not a curated record.